CAGGGCUGGAUCUGUAUUGGCUCAGUUGUGUGGCUGUGGGCGGAGACUGUGACAAUGAAUGUGCUGAGGACACAUGUUUACAAUGUUGGCCAGAGAGGAAGAAUGGAGCAAAAGAGGACCACAAAUCACAGAUUGCACUGAAUCUUGUCCUCACCACAAGCGCUCCUCAAUUGGGCUGGUUCUUUGCCAUCUCAAAAAUGUUAAAUUAUACAUCCAUUAACCAUUUUGCAAAUGCUGCCUCUUUUGAAUAGACCGACUUCCAAGGAGACUAACAAAGUCACAAAGAGACUUCUCACCAAGGAGGCAUACCAGAGUGGCACAGUGACGUGUGGUGUCCUAUUAGACAAGCACAUCACAGAUACUAAAAUGCCUUAUCAUAAAACCUGAUGCCAACAAUUUGUGUCCUUCUAUACCAGCCAACAUAUACUGUCCCAAUUCUUUCAUAAACUGAGGAAGGUGGACAAAAUUAGCACAAGGAUUUCCAGGAGACACUGUGAAGAUCCUUCUCAGGGAUGACCAGCACACAGCUACUGAAAUAUUCCCCCAAAGACACUCCAUUUAGUACUCAGCCACCAUGUGGGAUGACAUCCACCGGGCCUACUCUGCCCUGUGGUGUCCUUACCCCCUCGUCACCACCUCCAGGUGUUUGGCCUCCUCUAGACUUUGCCUUAGGUGCCCUAGCAUGCUGUGGGGCUUGUCUGUUUACCAAUCCUCUGGAGGUCGUGAAGACCCGUCUGCAGCUGCAGGGAGAGCUGCGUGCACGAGGAUCCUACCAGAGGCACUACCGUGGCGUCCUGCAGGCUCUCUGGGUUGUGGGCCGCACAGACGGGCUCCGUGGCCUGCAGAAGGGGCUCACAGCUGGGCUCAUAUACCAAGGUCUGAUGAAUGGAGUGAGGCUGGGCUCCUACUCAUACUGUGAAGCUUUAGGCUUCACCUCAGUGACCGGGGGGAGUAUACUGUCAGGGGCAGUGUCCGGGGCGCUGGGUGCCUUCAUUGCCUCUCCUGCCUAUCUGGUAAAGACCCAUCUGCAGGCUCAGUCUGUUGAAACCAUAGCAGUAGGUCAUCAGCAUAACCAUCUGGGUCUGUCUGAUGCCUUUGCUACUAUCUAUAGAAGAGAAGGCCUUAUUGGCUUGUGGAGAGGUGUGAACGGGGCCGUGCCUCGGGUCAUGGUGGGGUCAGCUGCUCAACUGGCAACCUUCAGCUCUGCCAAGGACUGGGUGUCACAUACCCAGUGGUUUAGUCCAAACAGCUGGCUUAUCGCCCUGAUAGCUGCCAUGAUCAGUGGAGUCUCUGUGACGAUCACUAUGACACCGUUUGACGUCAUCAGCACACGGCUCUACAACCAGCCGGUAGAUGAGUAUCGAAGGGGCCGCCUGUACCACGGCUUUUCAGAUUGUUUUCUGAAGGUGUGCCAAAGUGAGGGCCUGCUGGGGUUGUAUAAAGGCAUGGGCCCUGCCUUUGUGCGCUUAGCACCACACACAAUGCUCAGCAUGCUGUUCUGGGAUCUGAUGAGACACCACGUCAUGCAGAGCAGCCAAAGCCUGAGAAGGACCUAAAACACCCAAAUAGGUGUAUGUGCUUGAAUGGACUGAACUGUGUCAAUCUGAAUGGUCCACUAAUUAAUGAGAAGCAUUGACUUACACAACUGUGAUUUGUCUUGUCCCAGAAAGUGAAUAGUGAUGCACACUUGAGGACGACGGAGGAACACUCAUUUACUUGACGAAACUGACUAAAAAUAUUGCACAGACUCUCACAAACAGCUUGAGGAGCUUCUGUUCAUUUGUCAAAUACAUGAAGUUGCAGAGAAGUGUUAAACUGUCAGGUUUUACCAUAUUACCUCAAAUGAUGAAUAAGCUAGCCAUCUGGAUCUACUGAGCUUUCCUGUAAACUUGUAGACGUGAAGUUGUCAGACACAUAUGGCUUGCAAUUUACUAGUGGGACACCGAUGACCUGAAGAUGCAGUUCGGAUUACUAAGACAUGCACUCUGUGUUCCACAUUUAGAGUAUGAAACUGUGGCUGCUCCUGUUUUCAGAUUGUAAUACUUAAGUCUAAUUGCCUUGAGUGUAAUGUAAAGAAUGAGAUUUGAUGUGAAUAAUCUUUUUAUUUUCUGAAAUCUGAACAGAUUGUGUUUUAAGCCUUUGAAAAGAAGUUAAUAAAGAUAUUUUAAUAAAGAUGUG
Molecule: messenger RNA, 2178 nt
Organism: Myripristis murdjan (pinecone soldierfish)
Lineage: Eukaryota; Metazoa; Chordata; Actinopteri; Holocentriformes; Holocentridae
Gene: slc25a34
Product: solute carrier family 25 member 34
Exons: 6
Coding region: 513-1556 (347 amino acids)
Source: RefSeq, a predicted model, not a curated record